Menidia menidia (Atlantic silverside) is the source of this 764-nucleotide messenger RNA. The record is from the annotation of a GenBank genome assembly. Lineage: Eukaryota; Metazoa; Chordata; Actinopteri; Atheriniformes; Atherinopsidae.
GUAUGAACAGGAAGAGGGCUCUUAUAUCAGACACUUUCAAGGUGAAGAGAAGCAGAAAUGGCACAGACAGGUUUGGAGUUCUGGACAACAGAGAUGGACCAGCUGACAUUAGAUCCACUCUGGAGUAUCUUAUGACACUGUUUCCCAGAAAGCUCUUCAAUGAUGCCUUGCCUCAAAUUGUCCUGAAACACCAGCUGUACAGCAUACACAGUGACAAGACACUGGUGGACAAAGAAGUGAAUAAACUGCGUGAGCAUGGAGAGCUGCUGAUGUUCCAGCUCGGGUUUGACGCAGAAGCCUUCGCGCUGGUUUUCGCCGAAAACUACAAGGCCAAGGUACUGGCGGGAGUGGAGGGAAAAGAGACACGAGUGACCGUGGAAAAGUUCCUGGACAAAGUGGUGUCCUCGUGCACAGACCUGAGCUUCAGCAAGGACAAGAUGCUGAGGGAGUUUCUCUUCACUGACUCUGAGAUAACGCUGCUGGUGAAGUCCGGCGUCCUGACUGUGAGGGAUGCCGGCAGCUGGUGGCUUUCUAUUCCCAACUCUGGAAAAUUCACUAAGUACUUCAUAAAAGGUCGUAAAGCGGUGCUUGGAAUGGUGAAGAAGUCUAAAUAUAGUGAAGUCUUAAAGGCAGACAUAGAGGAGCGGCGGACUACUUCCCAAGUGAAAUUCCACAUGAAAUACCACAUCCAUGACAUUGUUGGUGCAGAGCUGGUAGAAAGCGUACCAACAACCUCUGGGACAUUGUUGCGAUUUGUUGACUCC